ACCGCGGUCACGUGGCCAACGCCGCGCCGUCGCGCUUCCGGCCCCGUCGCGGUCACGUGGCGUCGCGCGCAGGACGGCGGGCGUGGCGCCGUUGCCAGGCGGCCGUUGCUAAGCGCGCGCUGCGUGCCCAGCGUGGAGCGCGCGGUGGCCGAGGCGGGAAGUGCGAGCGGCUACGCCAUGGCGAAAGUGUGGCAGCACCCGUUCCUCAACGUCUUCAGACACUUCCAGGUGGGCGAGUGGAAGCGCUCCACUAAGGAAGGCGAUGUGGCUGCGGUGACCGAUAAGACUCUGAAGUGCACCGUGUACCGCAUCCGGGGUCCUGUCUCUGCGGGCAGUUACAUCCAGCUGCCCAGAACCAGCACCCAGUCUCUGGGGCUGACAGGCCGGUUCCUCUACGUGCUAUUCAAGCCCCUGCCAGCCAAGCACUUCGUCAUCCACCUGGAUGUGGCCACCGAGGACAGCCAGGUCAUCCGUGUGUCCUUCUCCAACCUCUUCAAGGAGUUCAAGUCUACGGCCACGUGGCUGCAGUUUCCCUUCAUCUGUGAGGCUGGGUUUUCUUUAAAAGAGCCGGGCGGUGUCGCUCCCUCUGGUCCCCGGUGGACAUGCCUACAGCUGGACUUGCGGGACGUCCUGCUCCUGUACCUGAACCGACGCUACAGCCACCUCAAGAGUGUCAGGCUGUGUGCUAGUCUGCUGGUGAAGAGCCUCUACACCAGCGACUUGUGCUUUGAGCCUGCUGUCAGCACUGCUGAGGCGCGGCGGGCGAAGCUGUCUGUCGUACCUGUACCGCGAGAAAUGGCAUUCCCGGUGCCAAAGGGGGAGAGCUGGUAUGACCACUAUGUCCACAUCCGGUUUCCCAGAGACAGCUUCAGUGCGUCCUCCAAGCUGGUUCAGGAGAGUUCUUCGCCUCCUGAGGCAGACUUUCUGGGGCGCGCGCCGAAGGUUCUCUCUCACCCAGUGGCUUUCAGCAAUCCCCUCCAGGACCGCGUGCUCUCUGUGGUGCAGGCUCCCUCAGAGCCCAGGCCCCUUCCAGAGGUCAGCGUGUUCUGUGAGCGCUCAGAGCUCCCCAGUGUGAAUGGCCCCAGUGACCGUAUCCAAGAGCCCUCAGCCGGGCCGGAGGUCACUGGCAAGCAUGCAGCUGGCAGGGGUGUUCACGUGCCCACUCCUGAGCGAACUGUGGUGCCCGUGGCCCCGGAGGGUGUGGCCGUGCACGAGAGCCUUCUCCCGGAUCCCGUCCUGCGGCUCAAGGGAGUCAUCGGCUUUGGGGGCCACACCACCAAAUGGGCUCUGUGGACCAAGGACGGCGCUGCUGUGGUGUAUCCCUGCCACGCGGCCAUCGUCGUCCUGCACCUUGACACCCGGAAGCAGCGCUGCUUCCUUGGCCACACGGACAAGGUUUCUGCCCUGGCUCUGGAUGGGAGCGGCUUGCUGCUGGCCUCGGCCCAGGCCCGGCCCCCCAGCAUGCUGCGCCUCUGGGACUUCCAGACCGGGGAGUGCCUGUCUCUGUUCCAGAGCCCAGCCCAUGCCCUCUGUUCCCUCAGCUUCUCUGACGGUGGGGCGCUGCUCUGCGGCGUCGGCAGGGACCGCCACGGGAGGACGGUGGUGCUGGCCUGGGGCACAGCCCAGGUGGGACGAGGCGGUGAGGCAGUCCUUCUGGCAAAGGCGCACACCGGAGUUGACAUCCAGGCAUUUGAGGUGGCCUCUUUUGACGAAAGCAGGAUGGCAUCGUGCGGGCAGGGCAGCGUGCGGCUGUGGCGGCUGCGAGGGGGGGAGCUACGUUCCUGCCCUGUGGACUUGGGGGAGCACCGCGUGCUGGAGUUGACUGGUCUGGCCUUUGGACAGGCCCAGGAUGGUCAUAUGCUCUAUGUGUGCAGUCGUAGCGGCCACAUCUUGGAGAUCGACCCCCGGCGCAUGGCUGUGCGUCACGCACGCCGGCUCCUGCCCGCACGGCCCCCUGAUGGCCCCGCCUCACAGAAGCAGGCGUUCAGCUCGGGCCCUGGCAUUUCCAUCAGCAGCCUCAGCGUUUCCCAGGCCAGAUGCGCCGUGGGCUCUGAGGACGGUUACCUGCGCCUCUGGCCGCUGGACUUCUCCUCUGUGCUUCUGGAGGCAGAGCACGAGGGCCCAGUCACUUCAGUGUGCAUCAGCCCCGAUGGUCAGCGUGUGCUGUCCGCCACGUCCUCCGGCCUCCUGGGCUUCCUGGAUGUCCCAUCCCAGGAGUACAGCGUGCUGGUUCGCUCCCACACCGCUCCGGUGCUGGCCCUGGCCACCGAGGGCAGCCGCGGCCAGCUGGCCACAGUGUCCCAGGACCACACUGUCCGCGUCUGGGACCUGGUGACCUUGCAGCAGCUUUAUGACUUGCGGUCCCCUGAGGAGGCCCCGUGUACCGUCACCUUUCACCCCACGCGGCCAGCCUUGUUCUGCGGCUUCAGCAGUGGGGCCGUCCGCUCCUUCAGCCUGGAGGCUGCUGAGGUGCUGGUGGAGCACAGGUGUCACCGAGGACCUGUCACUGGCCUGGCCACCAGCCCCGACGGCAGCCUCCUGUUCAGCUCUUGCUCCUCGGGCACCUUGGCCCAGUACCAGUGCGUCAGCGCCCCAUGCCGCGUCUUGCGUGUGGCAGCUAACGUGGUGUGCCGGGACGCCCACCCGACUCCCAAUGCCCUGGCGGUUAGCGGGGAUGGCCGCCUGCUGGCCUUCGUGGGCCCUUCCAAGUACGUGGUGACCGUCAUGAACGCAGCCUGCCUAGAGGAGCUGCUGCGAAUCGAUGUCAGCGCCCUGGACCCGGCCAGCAGCUGCCUAGACUCAGCCGUGGCCAUCUGCUUUGACCCUGGACCUCUUGGCCACCUGUUGCUGUCCACAUCCUCUCACACAGUCACGGUGCUGGAUACCGCGUCGGGCCGUGUGGUCCGGGAGCUGCCAGGCGUCCACGCUGUGGCCUGCCCCUCCCUGGCGCUCAGCAGGGAUGCCCGCUUCUUGCUGAUGGCCGCCAACCGGGCCAUCAAGGUGUGGGACUACGUGACGAAGUCCUGCCCCAGCUGCCAGGUAUAUAUUGGCCACUCAGAGCCUGUACAUGCCGUGGGCUUCAGCCCUGACCAGCAGCAGCUUCUCAGCGUGGGGGAUGCCAUCUUCCUCUGGGACAUUCUGGGUCCCCCAGAGAGGUCAGCCCCAGGAAGUGCUAGAGACUCGCCUGCGGCCGCCCCGACCUACAAAACUAGCCUGGAUGCAAGGCAGCUGGAGGACACGGUGUGUGGGGCCAACGGGCUCCCCCGGCAGCAGGUGCCUGAGCCAUCCCCAGCAUCCCCGCUCCAGCCAGGCGUCUGUGUGGGGUCCUUCAAGGGUGACAACGAUGCCUUCUCCUUGUCGGAUGAAGAAGGAGUCUCUGAAGAGAGCCACAGCCCCGCGCGACUCUGUCAGGCCUCAUGCCUGCCCAUGCUGGUGAAAGAGGCCAGCAGGGCUGGAGAUGGGGUCUGGGGGUCUCCAGGGGGCCCCUGGGGCCUCAGCAUGGGUCCCCACCCCCAUAGCUGGUCCAGUGCUCACAGUGUCAGCAAAGCUCAGGUCCACCCCUCUGCUCGCCCAGACUGCUACAGGCACUUCCUGGCACGCUAUAAGACCCCCCUGCUGGCCAAGAGUGCCUCUGUGUCCAACACUGGCGUGGAGCGUCUGCUGCUGAAGGUCGUCGUGGGCUACAACGGGAACGGCCGCGCCAACGUGGUCUGGAAGCCAGAUACAGGCUUCUUUGCCUAUACAUGCGGCUGCCUGGUGGUGGUGGAGGACCUGCAUUCUGGCGCCCAGCGACACUGGCUCGGCCACCCUGAGGAGAUCUCCACCCUGGCCCUCAGCCACGGUGCUCAGGUCCUGGCCUCAGCCUCGGGCAGCUGCGGCACUGCCUCCCGCUGCCACAUCUGCAUCUGGGACGUGCCUGAGGGCUCCUGCCGGCACUUCCUCUCUUUCCACAGGACCACCGUGCAGGCUCUGGCAUUUUCGCCAGACGAUGAGCUCCUUGUCACACUGGGGGACUAUGGCGACCGCACUCUGGCCCUGUGGAGCACGGCCACUUAUGAGCUCCUGUCUUCUACCCGCCUCCCGGAGCCAGUGCACGGUGUGGCCUUUAAUCCCUGGGAUGCCAGUGAGCUGGUCUGUGUGGGCCAAGGUGCCGUUAGUCUGUGGCUCCUACAGCGGCGCGGGACCGAUGUCAGCCUCCAGGGACACCAAGUGCCCAUCCCCGAGGAGGUGAGGGCGGGUGAGCUGACUUCGCUCUGCUAUGGGCCCGUACCUCUGCUGUACUGCGGCUCCAACGCUGGCCAGGUCUGUGUCUGGGACACAAGUGCCGGCCACUGCUUCCUGGCCUGGGAAGCCGACGACGGAGUGCUGCUGUGUUCGGGUGCACGGCUGGUCAGUGGCAGCAACACCAGGCGGCUGCGCCUCUGGGCGGUGGGGGCCGUGGCGGAGCUGCGGUGCGAGGGCUCGCGUGCCAGGUCUAGCUCUGUGUUCAUGGAGCGUGAGCUGACCUUGGACGGGGCUGUCGUGAGUGCGGUCUUCCACGACAGCAUGGACAUGGGCGUGGUGGGCACCACGGCAGGCACGCUCUGGUACGUUAGCUGGGCCGAGGGCACCAGCACCCGCCUCAUCAGCGGCCACGGGAGCAAGGUGAAUGAGGUGGUCUUCAGUCCCAGCGCGUCCCACUGGGCCACGUGCAGUGAUGACGGGAGUGUGAGGGUGUGGUCCCUGGCCAGCAUGGAGCUCCUGAUCCAGUUCCAGGUGCUGAACCAGGUACCGGGGGCCCUGAGGGCCGAACCAGACCCCCCUCCUAGCCCUGCCUGGUCUCUGUGUCCUCCCUCGGUGUCUAUCCCAGCCUUGGGGCUGGGCCCGUGUUCCCCACGCCCAGGGGAGUGCCCAUGUCUUCCUCCUGUGGGCCCCCAGAGUUGCCUCUGUCUGGCUUGGAGCCCCCCCUCCUGCAGACACCCAGAGCAGCAGCAGGUGGCGGCUGGCUACAGUGACGGCACCCUACGUGUCUUCAGCAUCACCCGCAUUGCCAUGGAGCUCAAGAUGCACCCCCACCGGGCUGCGCUGACGGCCCUGGCCUACUCCGCCGAUGGUCAGACCAUCCUCUCUGGAGACAAGGAUGGGCUUGUGGCUGUGAGCCGCCCCUGCACAGGGAUGACGUUCCACGUCCUGAGUGACCACCAGGGCGCUCUCAUCUCCACCAUCCAGAGCACGAGCAAAGAGUAUGGAGACUUCGGGUCAGAGGGGGCCGAUCUGUGGCUGGCUGCCAGCUCAGACCAGCGCAUCAGCAUCUGGGCCGCCGACUGGCCGCGGGGCUGCUGCGAGCUCGUGGACUGGCUCAGCUCCCCAUCGCCCACGCUCAUGGAGGCUCCCAGCCAUCCCCCGCCCUGUCUCGUGGCCUUCUGCCCCUGGGACAGGGCGCUGCUGGUGUGCGCGGGCCUCAGCAUGCAUCCAGAGCUAGUCUUCUACAACCUUCACCAGAAGCAGGUGGUAGAGAGGAUCCCGCUGCCAUUCUUUGCCGUGUCCCUGAGCCUGUCCCCCGGGGCCCACCUCGUGGCAGUUGGCUUUGCCGAGCGAGUGCUGAGGCUGGUGGACUGUCAGUCGGGGGCCGCACGGGACUUGGCCGGCCAUGACGACGUGGUGCAGCUGUGCAGGUUUGCCCCGUCCGCCCAGCUGCUCUUCUCAGUGGCCCACGGUGACAUCUUAGUGUGGGAAGUCAUGGGCCACCGGGCCUCCGAGCGGACCUUGAGCUCAGGGCCUCCACCUGACUGAGAAGCGGGGUUGUCCGAGGGCCUCCUGCUGAGCCAAGAAGGCCUGGGUCUGUCCACGCCAGAGGGCCUGGGAUUGUCGGUCAUCGAGACCUUGAACUUAUGGAAGGUGCUUGCUGGGCUCUUCACCUGCAGGCUCUCCUAGGUCUCUACCUUGUAAACUUUAAAUAAACGUGGGUGUUGCAUUCUG
Mustela erminea (ermine) is the source of this 5958-nucleotide messenger RNA. RefSeq names its product WD repeat domain 90 (gene WDR90). The transcript has 41 exons. Lineage: Eukaryota; Metazoa; Chordata; Mammalia; Carnivora; Mustelidae. The record is from RefSeq and is a predicted model, not a curated record. Gene Ontology annotation, molecular function: protein binding. Bases 178 to 5772 code for a protein of 1864 amino acids. Gene Ontology annotation, cellular component: centriole.